Molecule: messenger RNA, 2203 nt
Organism: Suncus etruscus (white-toothed pygmy shrew)
Lineage: Eukaryota; Metazoa; Chordata; Mammalia; Eulipotyphla; Soricidae
Gene: ADD2
Product: adducin 2
Exons: 14
Coding region: 26-2194 (722 amino acids)
Biological process (GO): barbed-end actin filament capping
Cellular component (GO): plasma membrane; cytoskeleton; postsynaptic density
Molecular function (GO): actin filament binding
Source: RefSeq, a predicted model, not a curated record
GUGCGUUGGAAAAGCCUCUGAGAAUAUGAGUGAAGAGACGGCCCCCGAGGCCACCUCCCCUCCGCCACCCCAAGGCCAGCAGUACUUGGACCGCUUCUCCGAGGAGGACCCUGAGUACCUUCGCCUUCGCCACCGCGCGGCUGACCUGCGGCAGGACUUUAACAUUAUGGAGCAGAAGAAACGCGUCACCAUGAUCCUACAGAGUCCGUCUUUCAGGGAGGAGCUGGAAGGUCUCAUCCAGGAGCAGAUGAAGAAGGGGAACAACUCCUCCAACAUCUGGGCCUUGCGGCAGAUCGCGGACUUCAUGGCCAGCACCUCCCAGGCCGUCUUCCCAACAUCUUCCAUGAAUUUCUCCAUGAUGACGCCCAUCAAUGACCUCCAUACAGCCGAUUCCUUGAACCUAGCCAAGGGUGAACGGCUCAUGCGAUGCAAGAUCAGCAGCGUCUACCGUCUCCUGGACCUCUAUGGCUGGGCCCAGCUCAGCGAUACCUAUGUCACGCUGAGAGUCAGCAAGGAGCAGGACCACUUCCUUAUGAGCCCCAAGGGGGUCUCCUGCAGUGAAGUGACUGCCUCCAGCCUGAUCAAGGUGAACAUCCUAGGAGAGGUGGUGGAGAAGGGCAGCAGCUGCUUUCCAGUGGACACCACGGGCUUCUGCCUGCACUCAGCCAUCUACGCAGCCCGGCCUGAUGUGCGCUGUAUUAUUCAUCUGCACACGCCAGCCACAGCAGCAGUGUCAGCCAUGAAGAAGGGUCUCCUACCGGUCUCCCACAAUGCUCUGCUGGUGGGAGACAUGGCCUAUUAUGACUUCAAUGGGGAAAUGGAGCAGGAAGCAGAUCGGAUCAAUCUGCAGAAGUGCCUUGGACCCACCUGCAAGAUCCUGGUGCUAAGAAACCAUGGCGUGGUUGCCCUGGGCGACACUGUGGAGGAGGCGUUUUAUAAAGCCUUCCACCUGCAGGCAGCCUGUGAGGUGCAGGUGUCUGCAUUAUCUAGCGCUGGGGGAGUGGAGAACCUCAUUCUUCUGGAGCAGGAGAAACACCGCCCACAUGAAGUGGGUUCUGUCCAGUGGGCAGGGAGCACCUUUGGACCCAUGCAGAAGAGCCGACUGGGGGAGCAUGAGUUUGAGGCCCUCAUGAGAAUGCUGGACAACCUGGGGUACAGAACAGGCUACACAUACCGCUACCCCUUUGUUCAAGAGAAAGCCAAACACAAGAGUGAGGUGGAGAUUCCGGCCACGGUCACUGCCUUCGUGUUUGAGGAUGAUGGUACUCCUGUCCCCAUGCUGCGGCAGCAUGCACAGAAGCAGCAGAAGGAGAAGACCCGCUGGCUCAACACACCCAACACCUACCUGCGGGUCAAUGUGGCGGAUGAGGUGCAGAGGAGCAUGGGUAGCCCCAGGCCCAAGACCACGUGGAUGAAGGCAGACGAGGUGGAGAAAUCUAGCAGCGGCAUGCCCAUCCGGAUUGAAAACCCAAACCAAUUUGUGCCUCUCUAUACUGACCCCCAAGAAGUGCUGGACAUGCGGAACAAGAUCCGGGAACAAAACCGCCAGGAUGUGAAGUCUGCAGGGCCUCAGUCCCAGCUCCUGGCAAGCGUCAUCGCUGAGAAGAGCCCGUCUACAGAGAGUCAGCUGGCGGCCAAGGGGGAUGCAGAUACCAAAGACGAUUCUGAGGAGACGGUGCCCAACCCCUUCAGCCAACUCACUGAUCAGGAGCUGGAGGAGUACAAGAAAGAGGUGGAGAGGAAAAAACUGGAACUAGAAGGAGAGAAAGAAACCGCCCCAGCAGAGCCUGGCUCACCUGUAAAAUCUGCGCCUGCUUCUCCAGCCCAGAGCCCAGUGAAGCCAGACACAAAGAGUCCUGUGGUCUCUCCAGCCAAGUCUGUAGAGGAAGGUGCUAAGAAGACAGAAACAAGCAAAACCACUACAGAGCCCCCAACAACACAGCCAGAAGGGGUAGUGGUCAAUGGGAGAGAGGAAGAGCAGACCGCAGAGGAAAUUCUCAGCAAAGGCUUGAGCCAGAUGACCACCAAUGCCGACACGGAUGCUGAUGUUUCCAAGGACAAAACUGAGUCGGUCGACCAGCGGCCCCUCUCUCCAGAGGGCUCACCUUCCAAGUCUCCUUCAAAGAAGAAAAAGAAAUUCCGAACCCCAUCAUUCCUGAAAAAGAGCAAAAAGAAGGAGAAAGUGGAGUCCUGAUUUGUAGCA